AUUUCACAGACUGAACGCUUCACUUGGCAUCUGUCACGGAGCUGUGUGUUCUUUAUACGGCAUGAAAGGGACCAGAGUGGAACCUUAGAGAGCACAAGAUGUUUGCACUUCAUCCAUCACAGCUUCGGGUGGUUGCUGUUUUGUGUGUCAUCGUCCUGCUGGCAACUUAUUUUGUGAUGUUUCGUGACGUUUCUGGAGAGCAGCACAAGCAGGCUUCCACGAGACCAAGACAGAGGUCAGCACUCCCCAGUCACCUUCCCUCUCCUGGUCCAUGCGCGUGUCCUAAAGGCUCAUCAAUUCUCAAAACAUCCAUACCCGAGAACCAGUAUGAAGAGCUGCUGCAACGCCGAGCUAAAGAGUUCCAAAAAUACAAAGCCAGGACAUCGUCUGUACUAUCCAGACUGCUGUUUGCUUUGCCAAACUCCCCUCUGCAGUAUCCUAUCCAGGGUUACACAGUACGACCUUUGACAGCCACUCUCAUACCAGGUUUAGGGAUCUAUGCAGGAGAAAGAAACAGCUACAAGGUGUCCCUGAGUGUGUCCAAAGGCGUCCUGACUACAGAGACUCCACCUGAAGGAGUGACAGUGAAAGGCGCUGGUGAGAAGGAAGUGAUCCUUGAGUCCAGCAGUCUGGUGAUCCUCAAUGACCUGCUGGCCAAAGUGUCCUACGCCAGCACCAUCUACCAUAUAAACACUGGAGAUCUGGCAACCUUCCAGUUUGAAGACCACAAAGCUGUGUUUCCGAUUGCAAUCAGACAACCUCACCUGCCAGUCCUGUACGACAUGGGAACAGACAUCAGCUCUCAAGUCACCAUCACCACCAAGACCUUCCUGCGUUACGACAAACUGAACGUUCUGUUGAAGAGCAUCCGGCAAUUCUACAGAAACAUUAAAGUCAUUAUUGCUGAUGACAGCUUGGAACCAGAGAAAAUUACUGGAGAAAACAUCCAGCAUUACAUCAUGCCUCCAUCACAGGGCUGGUUUGCUGGCAGGAAUCUGGCGAUCUCCCAGGUAACCACCAAGUACUUUGUGUGGGUGGAUGAUGACUUCCUGUUCACGAAAAACACGAAAUUAGAAAAGCUUGUGGAGGUGAUGGAGGCGAUCCCUGAACUGGAUGUGGUUGGUGGUUCUGUACAAGGGGGCCAGUUUCAUUUUGUUCUUGAGUAUGAGGAAGGAGACGAAAUAGACGGUGGCUGCCUGAAUCGGAGGUCUAACACAAAGUCGCAUCCACUGCCUGGUUUCCCACAAUGCUCUCUGGCCAGUGGCGUGGUCAACUUCUUCAUGGCUCGUACAGAUUCAGCCCUAAAGGUGGGAUUUGAUCCAAAGCUCUUGCGGGUAGCGCAUUCAGAGUUUUUUAUGGAUGGCCUGGGCUCCCUGCUGGUUGCCUCAUGUAGUGAUGUGCCCAUUGACCAUCAGCCCAAAACAAAAGCAAACAAGGAUCCUCGCUACAGCCGCUUCAGAUCGCCUGGAAGGGAUGACACUAUCUACAAACUGCAGCUUCACUUCUUCAAAAACAACCUAAAGUGUAUCCGAUAUGGUUAGAUGAGAAAAUAUGGAGAUCGGGCUUAUUGGUUUCAGUUACCUACUUAAAAUCUCUUUAUUCAGCAUUAUACCAAAGGUUAAUGAAACGUGCUGUUGCUACCUUCUAAUUAGCUUUGUGCAAUGAAUGGGUUACUGGUCAACAGGUGAUGAAAGGUCAUUUGUAUUUUUACUACAGGAUUGGGGUCUCUGAAUUAAACAAAAAUAUGUGAAAUGUAAUAUGAAAAUGUAAAAUGUUGACAUCA
Acanthochromis polyacanthus (spiny chromis) is the source of this 1783-nucleotide messenger RNA. RefSeq names its product beta-1,4 N-acetylgalactosaminyltransferase 1-like. The record is from RefSeq and is a predicted model, not a curated record. Gene Ontology annotation, biological process: UDP-N-acetylglucosamine metabolic process; UDP-N-acetylgalactosamine metabolic process. NCBI's taxonomy places the organism in Eukaryota, Metazoa, Chordata, Actinopteri, Pomacentridae. The transcript has 12 exons. The coding region runs from base 99 to 1541 and encodes 480 amino acids.